GACUGCGCGCCCGGAGCCCCGUUCCGCGUCCCCGCCGCCGGGAGGAGGUGCCCGCACGCUCGCGGCGCGCGCCGGCCGCCAGACUCGGCCUGUGGGCGAUUUCCUCCGGACCCAGGCUCCCGCCCGAGGAGGAAGAUGCAGACCUUUCUGAAAGGGAAGAGGGUUGGCUACUGGCUGAGCGAGAAGAAAAUCAAGAAGCUCAAUUUCCAGGCCUUCGCCGAGCUGUGCAGGAAGCGAGGGAUAGAAGUUGUGCAGCUGAACCUCAGCCGGCCCAUCGAGGAGCAGGGCCCCCUGGACGUCAUCAUCCACAAGCUGACCGAUGUCAUCCUUGAAGCCGACCAGAAUGACAGCCAGUCCCUGGAGCUGGUGCACAGGUUCCAGGAAUACAUCGAUGCCCACCCUGAGACCAUCGUCCUGGACCCCCUCCCUGCCAUCAGGACCCUGCUUGACCGCUCCAAGUCCUACGAGCUCAUCCGGAAGAUUGAGGCCUACAUGGAAGACGACAGGAUCUGUUCUCCGCCCUUCAUGGAGCUCACGAGCCUGUGUGGGGACGACACCAUGCAGCUGCUGGAGAAGAACGGCCUGGCCUUCCCGUUCAUUUGCAAAACCAGAGUGGCUCAUGGCACCAACUCUCAUGAGAUGGCCAUUGUGUUCAACCAGGAGGGCCUGAGCGCCAUCCAGCCCCCUUGCGUGGUCCAGAAUUUCAUCAACCACAACGCCGUCCUGUACAAGGUGUUUGUGGUCGGCGAGUCCUACACCGUGGUCCAGAGGCCCUCGCUCAAGAACUUCUCCGCGGGCACGUCAGACCGUGAGUCCAUCUUCUUCAACAGCCACAAUGUGUCAAAGCCAGAGUCGUCAUCGGUCCUGACCGAGCUGGACAAGAUCGAGGGCGUGUUCGAGCGGCCGAGCGACGAGGUCAUCCGGGAGCUCUCCCGGGCCCUGCGGCAGGCGCUGGGCGUGUCACUCUUCGGGAUCGACAUCAUCAUCAACAACCAGACGGGGCAGCACGCUGUCAUCGACAUCAACGCCUUUCCAGGCUACGAGGGCGUGAGCGAGUUCUUCACAGACCUCCUGAACCACAUCGCAACCAUCCUGCAGGGCCAGAGCGCAGCCACGGCAGCCGCGGGGGACGUGGCCCCACCAAGGCACAGCAAGGCCCUGGCCGAGCCGGCGGGCAGCCUGGCCAGCGAGCGGACGUGCAGCACCAGCCCUGGCUGCUGCGGCAGCGUGACGGGCGAGGAGGCGCCUUGGAAGGCCGAGGCCGACGUGGGUGGCACCGCCAAGCUGCCGCACCAGAGACUCGGCUGCACCGCGGGCAUGUCGCCCAGCUUCCAGCAGCACUGCGUGGCCUCCCUGGCCACCAAGGCCUCCUCCCAGUAGCCGCAGAGCCAGGACCCAGAGGGGCAGCGCGGGGCGCAGAGCACACCCGCUGGGCAAGCAGCUACUACUAAGAAUUCCCAAUGAUCUGAUUCUUUUCUUAAUUUUUAACCUGAUUUUCUGAUGUCAUGAUCUAAA
Messenger RNA from Propithecus coquereli (Coquerel's sifaka), 1515 nucleotides. Its product is annotated as inositol-tetrakisphosphate 1-kinase. The record is from RefSeq and is a predicted model, not a curated record. Gene Ontology annotation, biological process: inositol trisphosphate metabolic process. Lineage: Eukaryota; Metazoa; Chordata; Mammalia; Primates; Indriidae. Gene Ontology annotation, cellular component: cytoplasm. Gene Ontology annotation, molecular function: magnesium ion binding; inositol-1,3,4-trisphosphate 6-kinase activity; inositol-1,3,4-trisphosphate 5-kinase activity. Bases 136 to 1380 code for a protein of 414 amino acids. The transcript has 10 exons.